AUGUCGUCGGAACAAGAGCUUCAAAUCAAUCCCGUUGUUGGGGACUCAAUCGUCCAUAACAACAAGGUCCUCACCAAUCUCCACAGCCUGACAGCGUCUCUCUUUGGUGUCAGCGCAGGGAUUCUUGGCCUCGAGUCCUAUUACGGCUUCUUGUUCUACAUCGUCUUCUCAAUAAUAACAACCAUUCUGUUCUACACCUUUCAGCUGGCGCCGGGCUCUCUGGCAGAGGGACGCAGCGUCGUCGACACCAGUCGGUAUUACAGAGGCGCCCUUGAUAUCUGGACAGGCGGCAUAACGAAUGGAUUGCCUGGAUUCAUUCUGACAUGGACAUUAUUCUACGGAUUAGUGAGAGCAUAA
Messenger RNA from Trichoderma atroviride IMI 206040, 357 nucleotides. RefSeq lists its product as uncharacterized. Gene Ontology annotation, cellular component: endoplasmic reticulum; membrane; EMC complex. NCBI's taxonomy places the organism in Eukaryota, Fungi, Ascomycota, Sordariomycetes, Hypocreales, Hypocreaceae. The record is from RefSeq and is a predicted model, not a curated record. Gene Ontology annotation, biological process: protein folding in endoplasmic reticulum; autophagosome assembly.